Drosophila mauritiana is the source of this 1373-nucleotide messenger RNA. It is a transcript of the gene Ipp, whose product is annotated as inositol polyphosphate 1-phosphatase. Gene Ontology annotation, molecular function: inositol-1,4-bisphosphate 1-phosphatase activity. The record is from RefSeq and is a predicted model, not a curated record. Bases 124 to 1251 code for a protein of 375 amino acids. Gene Ontology annotation, biological process: phosphatidylinositol phosphate biosynthetic process. The transcript has 2 exons. Lineage: Eukaryota; Metazoa; Arthropoda; Insecta; Diptera; Drosophilidae.
AGAAAAACAUACCGAACAAAAAUUCACAGCUGGCGAAGAAGGAAUAAAAUUAUAAGAAGCCAUAAAAGUGCGGAAAUGGAAAUGGAGCUCAAAUAGGCGACAGCAGGCAGCUGGUGGAACAGGAUGAGCGGCGAGGAGGAGCAGGCGAGUCUGCUGCGCGUACUGAUCAACUGUGCGGAGAAGGCGGCCAACAUAGCCAGGACAUGUCGCUCCAACGAGCAGCUCCUGGCAUUGCUGGUGCAGGAGAAGAGCGGAUCCGAGGCCAACGAGCGGUUCGAGCACGACUUCAAGACCCUGGCCGAUGUGCUCAUCCAGGAGACGAUCAAGCACGAGGUGGCUGCACUCUUUCCCGCCAUGCAGGAUGCCAUUCUGGGCGAGGAAUCGCCCAAUUUCACCAACCAACUGGGCGAGAGUGUCACCAUUGCAGUGGGUGCCACUGAGGAGGACACCGCCGCCUGUCUGCAGGCUGUACUCAGCGGGCACGAGGAUGCGGCCAGUGCUCUGGCCACCGAAGUCCAUCGGGAUGUCAGCUUUAGCAGCGAAAAGCUGGGCGAGAUUGCCCAACUGCCGGACGAACUGGAUUACGGCAAUUUGGGCAUCUGGAUCGAUCCCAUUGAUGCUACGGCCGAGUACAUUUCGGGUGACACCAUGUUCACCGACUUUCCCGGCAUCACGUCCACCGGCCUGGACUGCGUCACCGUGCUAAUUGGCGUCUACGAACGGGACACCGGAGUGCCGGUGAUGGGAGUGGUGGCUCAGCCGUUCGGGGAGAAGCUGGAGGAGAACGUGUACAGCUCCUCGAUGUUCUGGGGCGUCUGCCUGCCGACGGUAAGGGCACACAACUGCCACUUCGAGGCGCGCGAUGAGAACCGCCGUUUGGGCAUCUUCUCCAGCUCGGAACAGUCCGAUAUCCUGCAGCGUUUCCUCGAUCUGGGCUACGAGUUUGCAUUCUCCGCUGGUGCUGGACAUAAGGCCUUGAAGGUGAUUACCCACGAGGUGGACGUGUAUCUGCUUAGCAAAGGCUCCACCUUCAAGUGGGACACGUGUGCUCCGCAAGCCAUACUCCGUGCGCUCGGCGGAGAUGUGCUGGGCUAUGCGGCCAGUGUGGCAGAGCAAAAGGCAGUGCCAUUGAAGUACCUGAUUGAGGAUGCUGAAGCCGAUGCCGAUUGGAAGCGAAAUGCAGGUGGCAUAAUCUCCGUGCGCAAUGUCGAUGUUGUGGACGAGCUGCUGGCCAAACUGGCUGAGCAAUGAGUGUUGUUGUUAUUUGUUGUAAUACCAUUAUUGCUGUUGUAAUUGAUUUGAUGUAUUACACUACGAGUCAGUCGAGUUCGUAGGCAUAGAAACUAAUAAAUGAAACCGACGAACGUGUAAAA